Pogona vitticeps (central bearded dragon) is the source of this 3827-nucleotide messenger RNA. RefSeq names its product dimethylarginine dimethylaminohydrolase 1 (gene DDAH1). Gene Ontology annotation, biological process: arginine metabolic process; positive regulation of nitric oxide biosynthetic process. NCBI's taxonomy places the organism in Eukaryota, Metazoa, Chordata, Lepidosauria, Squamata, Agamidae. Gene Ontology annotation, cellular component: mitochondrion. Gene Ontology annotation, molecular function: amino acid binding; dimethylargininase activity. The record is from RefSeq and is a predicted model, not a curated record.
UGGCCAAUCCGAAGCGGCUUCGGCUUUCUGCGUGCGCCCACCUCCUCCUGUUCUGAAGCGGGUGGGGCGGCGGGGGGGCGGAGGAGGAGGACGCUUCAGCGGGUGCUGGGAAGAGUGCGAGCGGGGAAGAGGAGGGGAAGCUUGGCAGCUAGCUAGCUGGGGCUUCGGGUGCGCUCGCGGAGCCAGACGAGAAAGGCGGGCGCGGGACCCGGUGGUGCCUUCUCCUGCGCUUGCUUCUGGCUGCCCUUCGUUCCCCUCUUCCUCCUCUUCCUCCUCGCCGCCCUUCUGUCAAACAUGGCAGGGCUGAGCAGCGGCAUCUCCGGCUUCGGGCGUUGCAGCCACGCGGUGGUGCGGGCUCUGCCCGAGUCCCUGUGCCAGCACGCGCUGAGGCGAGACCAGGCGAAGGAGGUGGACUUCGCGCGCGCCGAGCGCGAGCACCAGCUCUACGUCGGGGUGCUGAAGAGCAAGCUGGGGCUGCAGGUGCUCGAGCUGCCCGCCGACGAGAGCCUGCCCGACUGCGUCUUCGUCGAGGACGUGGCCGUCGUGUGCGAGGAGACGGCUCUCCUCACGCGCCCGGGGGCGCCUAGCAGGAGGAAAGAGGUGGAAGCCAUGAAGAGAGCACUUGAAAGCCUCAAUCUGAACAUUGUAGAAAUGACAGAUGAACAAGCAACGUUAGAUGGAGGAGAUGUUUUAUUUACAGGUAGAGAGUUUUUUGUGGGCCUUUCAAAACGGACCAAUCGUCGUGGUGCAGAAAUUCUGGCAGACACCUUUAAGGACUAUGCUGUUUCCACAGUCCCCGUUUCGGAUUCCUUGCACCUGAAGAGUUUUUGCAGCAUGGCUGGGCCAAACCUCAUUGCUAUUGGUUCAAGUGAAGCUGCACAGAAAGCCCUCAAGACGAUGCAGCAGAUGAGUGACCACCGCUAUGACAAGCUUACAGUUCCUGACGACACUGCAGCAAACUGUGUAUAUUUAAAUAUUCCUGGCAAGGGACAUAUUUUGCUACACCGAGCCCCUGAAGAAUAUCCAGAAAGUGCGAAGGUGUUUGAAAAGCUGAAGGACCACAUGUUGAUCCCUAUAGCUAAUACAGAGCUGGAAAAAGUGGAUGGGGCACUCACUUGUUGUUCUGUUCUCAUUAACAAAACUUCACAGUUAUGAGUUUACAGACUCUGUCCCUUGUAAAUGGCAAUAACCUACGUGCAAGGCGAAUGAAUCUGUAUCCACUUUUAUCGGUUUUCUUGACAAUCUACUGAACCACUGUGCUACUAACCUUUGUUUACAAUGGUGCCCCUUCAGAUGGUAAUUAAGAUGUGUGUAUAUGCUUUUUUCUUAUGAUGUUAAAGGACUUUGCAGCAUGUUUGUCUGAGCUUACAGAGGACCAUUACAAUGAUUUGUGGUUAUACCAUUGGUGUGGAACCAGUAUGGAACCAACAGUAGUUCUAACGUUAUUUCUGACUAACUGAAAUUUUUAAGACCCCGUGUCUAAACCUCAUUUUACAACUCUGUCCCUCCACAUGGGCUGAACUACAAUUCCAAUCAGCCAGCCAGAAUCAUGGGAUAUGUAGGGCAACAACUACAACAGUAUCUGGAGGGCCGCAAUUGCCCAUACCUGCUUUAUAGUGAACAGAUUUAUAUCCAUUUUUGUAUAUUUGACUUCCAAGAGAUGCUUUAUUUAUUAUUUAUGUUUACAUUUAUAUCCCAGUGUUGUUUCAAGGAACCCAAGGCAGCACCCGUUGCUCUCUUCUUCCUCUUCCGAUCCAUCCUCACAACAAACCUGUGAGGUGAGUCAGACUCAGAGAGUAUGACUGGACAAAGUUAAUUUCAUUGCUGAAUGGGAGUUAGAGUCCUAAUUCAACCAUUUAACCACUACAUCAAUCUGACAAAGUUAUGUUGCAUUGGCCAGAAACUGAACUGAACCCUCUUGUAGAGCACAUGAGAAUUCUGCCAAUGAAACAGGGUUUCCAAACAAUGAAACAACCAUACGCCUUUGCACGGGCGUAUGGUUCAUUAGCAGAAACCCUAUAACUUUUUAGUGAGCCUCUUCUAAAAGCAGUUCUGCUAACAUGUUUUGUGGCCACCACAUGGUGAUGUAUCCUAACACCCUAGGUGUCAAGAGCCGAUGGUAGAUAGUUAGGGACUAUUUGGAUAACUCUUGUUAUUUCUGCUGUUGACUCUGUUGCAGGAAUCUUGUCCUGUGAUAGAGCUUCUCACUCCGUUUUCCAUUGAUCUGCCAUUGGUAUGUAUGAACUAAAAGAAUCAACAAAAUAUUUUAUAUUUAUUUUUUAAAACCCUAGUCAUUUGAAUUUUCACUCAGUAAGUUAGGCAUCUGACUGGGGAGCCAGAGGCUAGGAGUUCAGUGCUCCACUGGGCAUCCUAGAAAGGCCAACCUAUGUGGCUUUGGGUGAGCUGCACAGUCCCAGGAUGCCCCUAGAAAAAGGAAAUGAUAAUCCACUUUUGAGUACUUUCUCUCUAGAAACCCCUGGAAAGUGUGGCCAUGAGUCAGAAUUUAAGGUAUUUAUUAAAGAAGAGGAAUGGCAGAAGGAAGGGGCUUUUUAACACUGUCUCUCUGACUGAAGCAGCAUUUUGUUCACUGAUGAGAUGAUUUACUAUAUAAUUUUUUCUAACAUGAGUAGAAAAGCAGCUUCAGGAGGAUUUUGCAUGGGAAAAACCUUAGCAAAUCCUUCCCUGCUGUUCCUCCAUUCAAACUUCAAACUUUCCACAACAGUUUUUGGUUUACAAAAGAGGAUGGGUUGUUACAUGUGCCAGACUUGGGAUAUGACAGAAGGGGCUCAGAGUAAAACUCAUGCCUUUAGCAGCAGAUACAUAAGUAUUAAAAUGUUUUCAUUGGCUCAGAGAAGACAGUUACAUUUUUCUGACUGUUCCCCUUAACUUGGGAAUUGCUCAUAACAAUGUUUGCAUUAUCUGGGUUAGAUUAGUCUUUUGUCUACUUUUAAAAUGCAUCUGUUGGGGUUGAAAUCAACAUUUUUUCACACAUGAGGCGUAGAUCAGCCCUUGAUUCCACUAUUUUACAGGAACAUGAAAUCAACAUAGGGCAGAAGAGUUCUCAUUGUACUUCAAUGGGAAAUAACAUUGUUCUCAUUUAAAAUGCCUGUAGUCCGCCUUUCCCCCCUAUAUUAGUAACACUUCUGAAGCCAUUAAAAUGGCAUGAUAGAAGUUUAAAGGCCAUCCUAACAGCUUCAUAUGUGAAAAUGGUAACAGAAUGAACACAAAUAGCUGCCCUUAGCCCUGAGUAAUUCACAACAAUUCAGGAGCCAGCCCCAGUUUUAAUAAGGUCUGCUUUUUGAGUUUCCUUAUUCUUUUCUCUAUUUGGCUUCAUCUUUCACCCCAUUUUCUUCUCCCCCGCUUUCCUUCUUUGCUUUUCAUGGUUCUCACCCUCUUCCAGAGAGCCACUGGAAGGUGCAGUGGGAGGGAAUCAAGGAGAGAUUGAUUUCUUCAUUCAUUGGAAACUGAAGGGGAAAACAUUACCACAGUAGAGCAUUCAAAGGGGAUUUUAUUCUGGCAUUCCUGAAUUGCUGCAAGGCUUAAAGCACUUGCAAGUGUGUCCUAGAAACCCUUUACCCUUUUAUAUUGAGCAGAAAUUCAGGCAGCACAUAAAUAAGCCUUUUACAUCAGUCAUAUUCUAGAAAUUCACAUGUCUGUGUAAAUCUCCAACUUACUGUGCUGAUUGCCAUGUGGCUGGCCUUAACAAAUGAUGUUAAAAAUUUAUUCUUCAGACCUCACCUUCACCUGUUAUACUUUGCCUUUAUGAAUUGCUUGCUUGUUUGUUUGUAUUGAAAUGUAAUUUGAUAAAUAGAGUUCUUCUCUUCCGA